GUAACUGAGUGAGCUGUCCACACCACACCAACUGUAGCUAGAUACAGUGGCAAGAUCAGAAAGUGAGAGAGAGAGAGAGAGAGAUGCACGCAUCUAGUGCGCUCCACGGCACCUUGGGGAGGACUCUGCGCCUAUACUACCGAUUUAGUGAUGUGAGAGAGGUUUAGUCUACACACUCUGAACAUGCAUAUUCUCCACAACACAACGUGACUGAAGAGAACAACCACGACUGUGCAGCAGCUCCGACGCAACCCCCAUUCUCACAAACAGCACUAUGAGGACUGUAUUAUUCGCCUCUGAAAAAAAAUCAUCAGAAGCAGACCUUCAAGGUUGGGGAGACUUCAGGCUCUAACUAACUAAAAGAAGGCGAAGGAAAGGGACUGGCCAGGUUGCCACUGUGUCUGCAGGGUGUCCCUUGCAGACUUUGUAACCUCAGGUCCUGAGGAUGACAUAUUCAAAAAACAUUGAUGGUGGCUGGGGUUGGAUGAUUGUUGCUGCAUCUUUUAUGGUUCAUUUCCUGGCAUAUGGAUCACCGCUUUCUGUCGGAGUGCUGUAUACUGAGUGGCUUGAUGCUUUUGGAGAAGGCAAAGGAUUGACUGCAUGGAUUGGAUCACUUGCUAAUGGAGUUGGAUUAAUUGCAAGUCCCAUUUGCAGUGUCUGUGUAUCAACAUUUGGUGCAAGACCCGUAACAGUUUUCAGUGGUGUCUUGGUAUGUGGUGGAAUGCUUCUCAGUGCCUUUGCAUCCUCUGUCCAGUUUCUGAUUCUUUCUUAUGGCAUUAUUGUAGGACUUGGAGCUGGCUUGGCAUACUCCGCAACAGUGACCAUCACCUGCCAAUAUUUUGACAAGAGACGAGGACUUGCACUUGGACUUGUGACAACAGGUUCAAGUGUUGGCCUUUUUAUUUAUGCUUCCCUACAGAAGAAACUAAUUGAAAUAUAUGGCCUUGAGGGUUGUUUGCUGAUAAUGAGUGCAAUAUCCUUGCAUAUAGUUGCAUGUGGUACAGUAAUGAGGACUGUAGAGACACCAAGCCAUACAGGAAAAGAGAUGGCAACAACUGAUCAGUACAUACCAUGCUCAAAGAAAGGAACUGUUAACUGUGAAAAUGAAGAGUUACCAGAAAACGGUUAUGGACAAGAUAAAGUCUUCGUAGAACAUACUAACCACUUCAAAGAUAAACAUAAUGCAGUUGUAAAUAAGUUAGAUUUUCAGCAUUCAGAGGAAUUUGAUGCCUUUACAACAAGGACUACAAAAUACACAUACUUUGUAAAACAAACUGCCAAAAAUAAUUGGGCAGCUUGUUUGAAUUUCAUAGAAAUCUCAUUGGACCUCUUUAAGAACAAAGUAUUUACAGCACUUUUUCUUGCCAUCUUGCUAUUUGAUGUUGGGUCAUUUCCUUCACAAAUUGUAAUGGAAGAUUUAGCAAGAAGCUGCAACAUCGAUGAAGAUUCUCAUUCCAUACCACUUGUUGCCAUUGUAGGAAUUACCAGCUCCAUGGGCAAGUUUGUCUUAGGUGUACUGGCAGACGUUAAAUGGAUGAAUAGUCUGUAUUUGUACACAGUUACACUUAUAAUGAUGGGAGCAACUUUGACUGCAGUCCCCUUUGCCACAAGUUAUGUUGCCCUUGCUGUACUGUGUGGAAUAAUAGGAUUUCUGUUAGGCAACUGGUCUAUAUUUCCUUAUGUUACCACUAAGACAGUGGGUGUUGAGAAACUGACACAUGCUUAUGGAAUACUUAUGUUUUUUGCUGGAGUAGGAAAUGCUUUGGGACCACCAGUUAUAGGUUGGUUUUUUGAUUGGACUCAGACAUAUCAUGCAGCAUUUUACUUCGGUGGAGCUUGUGUCCUCCUGGGUGGAUUUAUUUUGCUGUUGUCCAGUCCACCGUUUUGGAGUAAAAUACUAAAGACCAUUCCAAAGUCUGAACUUGCAUUUACUUCCUACGCCGUUAAGAUAUCAUCUGAAACAUGAGCCAUGACCUUUGAUUAUUUUUGUACUUCUCAACAUUUCUCUUGUAAUUGUGUUACUUUUGAUAAUGAAGUACUAUAGUUUAAAGAGGGCAGGAAAUAUGUACAGGAGGGUGUAGCACUUGAGCUUCAUAAAGUACAAGAGUGAAAACCA
Protopterus annectens (West African lungfish) is the source of this 2116-nucleotide messenger RNA. It is a transcript of the gene SLC16A9, whose product is annotated as solute carrier family 16 member 9. Gene Ontology annotation, biological process: monocarboxylic acid transport; transmembrane transport. The transcript has 6 exons. Gene Ontology annotation, molecular function: monocarboxylic acid transmembrane transporter activity. The coding region runs from base 446 to 1966 and encodes 506 amino acids. Lineage: Eukaryota; Metazoa; Chordata; Ceratodontiformes; Protopteridae. The record is from RefSeq and is a predicted model, not a curated record.